Molecule: messenger RNA, 3990 nt
Organism: Aedes albopictus (Asian tiger mosquito)
Lineage: Eukaryota; Metazoa; Arthropoda; Insecta; Diptera; Culicidae
Product: FLYWCH-type zinc finger-containing protein 1
Exons: 3
Coding region: 1-495 (164 amino acids)
Source: RefSeq, a predicted model, not a curated record
AUGUACGUUUUCCAGCAAUCGGAAAGGCCCAAACCGCUGCUCGGUGCUUACUCACAGGAGCCGAAGUUCAUCAAAAGCCCAUGGUCUACGCCGUGUCUGGUGAUCAAUGACUUCCUGUACAACUGUCACAGUACUAGAGGUAACAAGGUGUAUUGGCGGUGCCACAACUACUCUCGGAAGAAGAAGGAAGAACGAUGCAGGGCUAGAUGCGUGAUUGUGAAUGGCAGGCUGAGCGCUCUCACAGGAACGCAGCACAACCACGAUCCACACACGGAGAAAAUAGCCAAGAUUAGUCGACGUAACAAUAUGGUUGAUGAAGUACUAGAUGCAGCCAGGGCGGAUCCACCGCCGAGCUAUCUCACUAGUGGGCUCUACAGUUCAAGCUUUUUGUCCGGAGGUUCUACUUUGCUGGACAGCGGCUCCCCGGAUAUCGGUUUGAUAAAGAUCGACGUAUUGCCUAAAUUAGAAGACUACGGCUUGCCAGUUGAACUGUAAACAUGUAUUUUUAAGCUGAAUUUUUACCUCUGAAUCGCAAUAAUAAAACUAUCAAUGUUCGUGAAGCAAUACAAAUCAACGUGUUUUCGCUGAUUUUAAAAUUUUCCAUCGUUUGAUUCUAGUACUGAUAAAUCCAUUAUUUCUUUGUACAGUAAUAGAUUUCACCCCUUACGAUGCCGCCGAGUGCCGGACGUUCAUCAGAAGCCAGCGUGGGGCUCCCCUGUUGGCCCUUGACAAUUUUAUCUACCGGUGCGAACGGGUUCGAAAAACGCGCUCCUAUUGGUUGUGCAUCCGUUACAAGAGCUCCAAGUGCAAUGGUCGCGUGAUCUGCCAGGGCAACAAGAUUCUCAAGGUCACACAUCACUGCCACGCGAACGACGAGCAGCGCAUCAACUCGUCGAUUCUAGAGGAAACGGAUUUGUCCAGCAUCAAUUUAGAGGCGUGGUACAAGCAGACCAUGAUGCACAAGAAGCAUGAGUCGAAGCGAAAAUAAAACUUAUACAUUCUAAUACUUCAAUACCUACAUCGCUGAUUAUGAUUGAUAUGUCUCAAACCCAUGCUUUCUAUUCUAUUACUUCGCUUAUGAAACUAAUGAAAACUUUUCUCGUUGUAGCUUACAUAACGACUACUACCACCACAUCUAGUACUACACUAGUCGAAAGCCAGAGUGGAGUGCAGAGUGUCUACUAUCGGAACGAUUUGCGGGACCAGUUGUAUCCGGAAGCCGUGCAAUACAUCCGAAGCCGCCGUGGGCACCCGCUGCUAGUGUUCCGAGGGUACAAAUUUCGCCGGAAUGGCGGCUGCAAGGAGAAGGGCUACUGGCGCUGUGCUUCUUUUUGCAAGUGCCCUGGAAGAGUUACUACCGUCGAUGGGACCAUCGUUAAGUACCACGUACACAAUCAUGAACCGCCUUUCAAAGAAUCCGCCGAGUUGUUCUAGGAUUGGUGGAGGCACAAUUUCGAUUAAAUGUAUCAUAAUGAAUGAUUAUGAUGAACCACAGAAUAAAUCUCCUUCAGAAUAUUUUAAAGACCAUGAUAAUUUUGAUAUUAGAGCAGAAGAUAGAAUCAGUUGAGUAAAUUGCGUCUUCUGUUCCUAUUUAUAGAAUGGGAUCAUCAAGGUUUCCGGGCGCUGGAGAAACAGGUGUUCCUUGCCCACGACAUUGCCAACAGUUGGAUGGCCAGCGAGCAAAUCAGUUACUGCCAGAGCCAACGUGGAAGGCCUUUGCUUAUAUUUCUGGGCUACCGGUUCCGUCGAGAGAUGGUGAAGCAAUACAAAACCUACUGGAGAUGUCUGGUGGACAAAUGUCCCGGGCGGAUGAUAACAAUGCUUCCAGGGGAUACGGUAAUGCGUUAUCGGAUACAUAAUCAUCCGUCCAGUUUCUAGAAAACGAUCAAAUAAAUUCUGCUUAUUCAAAAUUAUACAAAUGUUGAUGUUUCAUUACAAUUUUGAGUGUGGUACUAGAAUACGAACACAAUCAACUUAUAUGAUCUCUUUUGAUUUUCUUCAAGCUGCUGGAUUGGAUUUCAUUUUCAGUCAACGAGGACAUCCUCUGCUGGUUGUUGAUAACUUCCUAUAUAGAAAAAAUCGAGGGCAUUACUGGCGCUGUAUUCGAUGUACCAAGUUCAAGUGUCGCAGUCGACUGAUUGUGAAGCCUGGUCAGAAACCUGCUCGUAUUGAAGAUCACUCGCAUGGGCCGGAAACGGAGAAGAUUAGUUGGGGCCAGACGGUGAUGGAGAACGUGAAAUCUCAUGAGCAGGGGGAUAUCGUUUUUAGAAUGCGACAACCGCACUGCAAAGUAGAUUAUUUGAUAAAUCCAGUUAAGGAAUAAAUCUCUGCCAGCCAUUCUAGUACUUCAAAUCUUUUACUUGAUCGUUUGAAACUAGUACUUUUUAUCUGCAGUGUUUUUACAGGAAGCUCUUUUAUCGUUUCAGUUACUGCGAUUCCGUACUGUCCUCCUGCGUUGGGCGAUCGCAAUCCGGUUCCAAAGGUGUGGUACUCCUUUCCACUGUGCUACGUGAUCAAUCGACGCGGAACAAUGAACCUGCAUUUCCGAGGGUAUAUCUACAUCCAAAAAAAGCGGCACAACCGCACAAUGAACUGGAUCUGCAACAAGAGUAAUACGACACAAUCGAGCUGUAAAUCGAGGAUAUCCACCGAGGGCAACAACAAGAUCCGCUUUGGGGUCCACUGGCACAAUCAUGGACCCGUGGAUAUGAAUGAACUGUUGUGAAAUAAAUAGAAUUGAUUGAAUGAGCCUUCUUUUUUUUUCUAACAAGCAGGAUUACAGUUAACCUAUUCAUUGCCAGAAAGGAUUCCCACUGUGUUCAAAACCAAUUUUGUCACUUUUCAGAAUCUUCUAAUCUAGUAAUGCCCGGAAUAUACGCUGGUAUUUGGUACAAGGAGGAACUGGAUUUCAUCGAGAAUCGUCGUGGCGGGUUCAGUUUGAGGCACAAGGGAUAUCACUUCAUCACGGAACGUCGCUACAAUAGUACGGUGAAUUGGGUAUGCAAUAAAAGCAGUAGCUCGGCAAGCCGUUGUCCGGCACGGUGUGUCACUCAGGGUCACCAAAUGAUCAAGUUCAGCAAGCGAAAGCACAACCACGAUGCGGUGUACAAAUUUAAAGAAAUGUAGUUUCAAUAAACAUCGAAUCAUAGGAGAUGUGUUUUUGUGUAGUACUAGAAUGGUAGAAUAAUUUAGACAUGAGUUCUCAUACACUUCGCUUCGGCGUAUAAUUUCAGAUCGAGUUCGAGGAUUCCUGUACGACGUGCAGUACGAACUGGUAUGUAACCGAAAGGGCGGCCUCAACCUGUGCUAUCGAGGAUACCUUUAUCGGAAAAAGACCCAGUUCGCCAAUACGUUGAACUGGGUUUGUGCCAAUCCCAAUUACAAUAGGUUCGCCGGUUAUGGAAGCGCGAAUGGGGGCUUGUGCGGAGCUCGAUGCAUUACAAACAAUAGCGGAGGGUUAAAACUGAGUAAAAAAGGCCAUAAUCACCCACCGAUGUUGCAAUACGACGAAGGGACUUCGGUAAAACUUUGCAUCGAAACGCUCGAAAAUACACAAUACAAUAGCGAUUAAAGCAUCGCACAUGAAUGUUUUUAUUCUAGUUCUUUAUUUUGUAGCAAAUUUUGUUACAGUAGUCAAAAGCAGUUUUAUUCAAUUGACUUUUAAUGUUUUCCUUUAAAAUUUAUUUCAGCAAAUUUCGACCAACUUAAAACUGGAAUUUGGCUGAAGAAGCCCUACGAGAUCGUACCGAACCAGAAAGGCGGAAAGAAUCUGAUGUUUUACGGCUUCGAAUAUCGAAAGGAGGCUUCUUUCAAGACAUCGAUCAAUUGGGUCUGUAGUCGUAACUCAGUUGGCCGCUGCAGGGCAAGGCUUAUUCAGAACACCGUCACCACCGAGAUAAAACUAGGACAACAUGGCCAUAAUCAUCCUCCAACGAGUAUCCGAACCACUAAUUGAUUGCCUGACCAAUAAAAAUGGAAUUGCAUUUUUCA